Messenger RNA from Cylicostephanus goldi, 638 nucleotides. The record is from the annotation of a GenBank genome assembly. Lineage: Eukaryota; Metazoa; Nematoda; Chromadorea; Rhabditida; Strongylidae.
AUGACCUCGUUUUCCGGGAGCGAACGGGAGGACAACACAUGCAGUGAAUACAAUGAGGAACUGGAGAAUGAUGCUUUUCGAGAACUUGAAGCAGGUCUGAAUGAUCAGUCCUAUCAAACCAAGGAGGUGCCACCACAACUUACCGCGCUUCGGUGUACAGGAAUUGGCUCACCGAAAAAGGUCUGGGGUCUUCUUUGCCGUAAAGAUGAGCUGAUACGUGCAAGUCAUCAUGUACUCGACAAUCAUCCAGACCUAGCUCCUCGCACUCGGGCAGUUCUUGUGGACUGGAUGAUGGAGGUCAGUUUCAACUUUCGGAUUGAGCUUAGCCGCAGCGAGAUCAGUAACAGCAGGUCUGCGGAAAAUCAUGCUACGGUAGCUGUGUCGACACUUCCAUCUAUCAUACACAAAAAUGGUUUAUCUCUUCUAUAUUUCUCCUUUGAGGUGUGCGGAAGUGAAAAACAACAUCGAGAAACGUUUCACUUGGCAGUCGACUAUGUUGACAGAUUUCUUGCGACUUUUCAUGGUAUCAGAUCACAAACCUUCCAAAUGGUUGGCACGUCAGCAUUAUUCCUUGCAAGCAAAUAUGAGGUAUGCUUUACUCGAAAUUUUUUACUAGACACCAUGAGAACUUAUUAGGA